This is a messenger RNA of Osmerus eperlanus (European smelt), 3282 nucleotides long. It is a transcript of the gene hibch, whose product is annotated as 3-hydroxyisobutyryl-CoA hydrolase. The transcript is spliced from 14 exons. Gene Ontology annotation, biological process: L-valine catabolic process. The coding region runs from base 98 to 1288 and encodes 396 amino acids. Gene Ontology annotation, cellular component: mitochondrion. Lineage: Eukaryota; Metazoa; Chordata; Actinopteri; Osmeriformes; Osmeridae. The record is from RefSeq and is a predicted model, not a curated record. Gene Ontology annotation, molecular function: 3-hydroxyisobutyryl-CoA hydrolase activity.
CCAACGUCAACACCAAAGAAAAAGAUUCAAUUCAGCCUUCCGUUCAAGCACAUAUCAACCUUGAUGUGCGAAUAGCAAAUUGAUUGCCUAAUUCAUUAUGUCAGUAACUAUUUUGAAUGCUAACCGCAGACUGACCUACUUCUGCAUAUUACAGAGAAUUCGUGGUCGCAUGAUGCACAGCCAAGCUGGGCCAGAGGUUCUGAUUGAGAGGGUGGGCAGUGCAGGGGUAAUCACACUAAACCGACCAAAAGCUCUGAAUGCCCUGAACCUGUCUAUGAUCCGAAUGAUUUACCCUCAACUUAAGAAAUGGCAGGUAGAUGAAGAGGCAGCCAUUGUCAUUAUUAAAGGAGCAGGUGGAAAGGCAUUUUGUGCGGGUGGAGACAUCAGGGCUGUCACAGAAGCAGGAAAGGUUGGAGAUCCUCUCGCACAGGAUUUCUUCCGCGAGGAAUACAUUCUGAACCAUGCAAUUGGAACGUUACAGAAACCAUAUGUGGCCCUUAUUGAUGGAAUCACUAUGGGAGGGGGCGUCGGCCUCUCCGUCCAUGGGCGUUUUAGGGUGGCGACGGAGAAGACGCUUUUUGCCAUGCCAGAAACAGCAAUUGGGCUGUUUCCUGAUGUUGGAGGUGGCUACUUCCUGCCGAGGUUGCAAGGCAAGCUAGGUCUGUUCCUUGCCUUGACGGGUUUUCGUCUAAAAGGACUUGAUGUGCAGAGAGCAGGGGUGGCCACUCACUUUGUGAAGUCUCAGAAGAUUGCAGCCCUUGAGAAGGACCUGGUUGAGUUGAGGUCUCCCUCCAAUGCAGAUGUUUCUAGAAUACUAGAUUCCUACCAGAAACAGAGCAUUCUCGAUGCAGAAAAUGGAUUUGUCCUUCAACAGCACACAGAUGUGAUUGAUAGACUUUUCAACUCUAGCAGUGUGGAAGGGAUUCUGCAGAACCUGAAGACAGAGGGAUCACCAUUCGCACUUAAACAGGCUGAGAUUUUAUCCCAGAUGUCUCCUACGUCGCUAAAGAUAACCUUCAAACAACUGCAGCAGGGCGCCACCAUGAGUCUGCAGGAAGUGCUGGUGAUGGAGUAUCGGCUCAGUCAGGCAUGCAUGAGGGGCCAAGACUUCUACGAGGGAGUUAGAGCUGUGCUCAUAAACAAGGAUCAAAAUCCGAAAUGGAAUCCCUCAACACUGGAAGAGGUGUCAGUGCAGGAUGUGGAUGAAUGUUUCUCCUCCUUGGGAGACCAGGAUCUUCGACUCAGAGGCCCAAGACAGCAUUCACCCUCAGUUCUCCACCACCUAUGAGUCCCACUGUCACACUCUUGCUAAUGAACAUUUCUAAAUGUUUGUUAGUUUACUACACAAUACCCUAACAGUGCAGUGCUACAGUAACAACAUUCCCUGAAAUAAGAUAGAAGCUGGUUUGCCAGAAGCUAUUUGGCUACUAAAAACAGGAUUUGUUGGUUUGUCCAGUGUUUGUGAUGACUAAAAUUAAAACAAACUAAUGUCCCCUUCAAUAGGACAUAGCUGUGAACAGUUCAGAGGUGAGCAAUAACAUUGUUGCAGAAGCAGGAAGAAUCAGAAAAAGGGAAUUAUUCAAGUUGUGUGGGUGGUCUCUUGGGUAAGGCAGAACAGAGUACUCUAAAGAGAAACAAUAGCUAUGUGUUGUCAGUUUCUCUCAGUCCACCUGAAAAGUCGGCCAAAAUAGGCAAUGUUUGUAGCUCAGGCAUAUUAGAAUUAUUAGUAAAAUUAGAUUUGUUCUCGCACUGGUACAAAGCUAACAUGUGAGGCAAAUAAUUGGCUGCACUCUUCAGUAGAGCUGUACUCUGUUAAUGAUUGUUGAAAUUAAGAGAAUAGAUUAGAGUAAUAAUAUGAUUUAUUAAUCGACAAGAGUCCGGAUUUAGACCGUUCCCAUUUAUCGAAUAACUACCUGUAGUCCCCGAAAAGGUCUUUUGGAUUUGAAAGAUUGUCUUUACUAUAACCAAGCAUCAACGAGAAUUUAUUACAUGGCUAGUAAUACAUUGCAUGUGCAUUUAAUAGGAUUCAUGUUCAAAUGAGACGCUUCUUUAGAAAGUUAUUGCAUACAUGGUUGCAGUCCUCUUUUACUGUCUAUUUACUGUUGUGUUCCCAAUAUGGGCCAUAUAAUGCUGUCUAAAUUUGAUUAAAUUAUAUCGUUUUUUCAAGCAGAUCAAUAUAGCAGCUUUCGAGGGCUCUCUGUAACAAGUUGACGUUAGAACAGUUCCUGAACUUGAUAGCAGCAAAAUAGUAUAAUGUUCUCUAUAUUAAAAAAAUUCAAGUAGAUGAAUUGUGUCGAAACAUAUAUUUGGGUACCUAUGCCAAGGAUUGUCUGUUAAUGAGUGCUUGGGGUACUGGAUAUGAACAUGGUUCUUUUGAUUAUUUCUGAGUUCCGGUUGUCAUAAAAUGUCAAAUGUUGUUGCAUUCUUUACUGUGCUUAUUGUAACUGUUACUGGUACAUUGUGUGCAGAGCAAAUUGAACUGAUUAACAUCUGUAAGUGGGGAAAUGUUUAUAACAAUGACAUAUUCCGCCUAAAUAUAUUAUUGUCUUUUGGAUGUAUUUAAAUGAAGGGGGUUCUCAGAUACCUUGCACAGCCAUCUCAAAUAACUGUUUUGCAACACUACGUGGCAAACAGAAAUUGGGGAGGAUAGGAGGAAAAGCACCCGCUACGUAGUGUAACAUGUUCAAGUUAGUUCUUAUGUUCAAAUGUAGAAAUAAUUUGACUAGCAAUCGAACUUACUAUAAAACUAGGGUCAGGUAAUGCACCUAACGUUUAUACCCAUCUUCAUAAGAAACAUUAAUCAUACAAUCAACAUAGUAUAUAGCUAUCGAUCAUAUUACAACACAAAGGAUGAAUAUUAAAAAAGGGUCCAGGUGAACGGGAAGACAGACACAUCUAGUCACUAAGGCUCUAGAUCAGUGGUUCCCAACCCUGGUCCUCAGGGAACACCUGUCCUGCAUGUUUUAGAUGUUUCCCUGCUCCAACACACCUGAUUCAAAUGAAUGGGUCAUUAUCCAGCACUGCAGAAGCCUGCUUAUGACCAUUCAUUUGAAUCAGGUGUGUUGGAUAUAAAUAUAUAGGCUAUCCUAUAUUAUAGAUUAUUUAUAUAAACUUUCGAAAGAAAUUAGCUAAAUUACUUAGAAAUUUAGUGUGAGCGAAGAACCAAUUGGUCGUUCUCUGCUAGUUUCUUCACUGUGUGUUGCAGAUAAAUUAGUUUCAGGCUGGAAUCAAGCAUUGGAAAUGUUUGUAAUGGAUGCAAAUAAAAAUGUGACCAUGCUUUGA